Messenger RNA from Salvia miltiorrhiza (redroot sage), 1086 nucleotides. RefSeq lists its product as uncharacterized. The transcript is spliced from 2 exons. Gene Ontology annotation, molecular function: nucleic acid binding; RNA-DNA hybrid ribonuclease activity. Bases 1 to 1086 code for a protein of 361 amino acids. The record is from RefSeq and is a predicted model, not a curated record. Lineage: Eukaryota; Viridiplantae; Streptophyta; Magnoliopsida; Lamiales; Lamiaceae.
AUGGAGGUGAAGGUCUCCCCGAAUUGCUCUUUUACAUGGCGUUCCUUAUGCUGGGGCAGAGAGCUCAUUGCUCGAGGGACGAGAUGGAAAGUCGGGGACGGAAGAAGUAUCAGAGUCACUAAAGACCGCUGGAUCCCGGGAAGAGACAUUUGGCAGGAGCAGCGUGCACAAACUGAGGAUAACAACAGGAAAGUUGCUGAUUUUAUCACAGCUGAACGGCAAUGGCAUGUGGGCAAACUAAAGGAGGUUUUUCCAGAUUUCUUGGUCCCCGCCAUCUGCUCAAUUGAUUUACCGGUAGAGACGAAGUCAGAUACUUUCUUCUGGGGCUUUGAUGAGAAGGGACGCUACUCUGUUAAAUCAGGGGUUAAAGGGGCCUGGAAGAGCUCUAUAUUCUGGGAUGACAUCAGCCCCUUCAUACACCUAUCUUUGCGCGAUCUGAGCAGUGUGGUGGCUGAUCGAAAAGGUGAUGAGGGUCUCGAGCUUUGGUUUUUCCAGCUGUGGUUUGUGUGGAAAAGCUUUUGUGAUUUUAAGCACAACCCAUCGAAUGAGAAGACUACUGUUGAGCUGCAAGAUUGUCGGCUUUGGCUGGACGAGUACAAGAAAGUGAGGCUGCAUACCUCUAUUCCUGAGCGUGUCUUGCCUCUUGAGGGGGAGCGACGAUGGUACCCUCCUCCGCCGGAUAUUCUACGGCUCGACGUUGAUGUUGCUUUCGACAACGGGGGACAGCGGUUGGGAGCAGGUUUUUUGCUUCGCGACUCCAGGGGCAAGAUCGUGGCUGCUUCCUGCCAACGGAUUGGCUUUACCCCCACGGUGCUUCUCGGUGAGCUUCAUGCCAUUUUGCUUGCUGCUGGGUUCUGUCUCGAGAAUGAACUUGGUCCUGUCGUCCUCUACUCGGACUCUUUGCUCGCCAUACAUGUACUUCAAGAGGAGUCUUGGGGAUCAGACCUCCGCGAGGAGCUUAGGGAGGCACUCGAUCAAGCGAGGGAGAACGUUGUCCUUGAGUUUUUUCACGCUAGGCGUGAAGCUAAUAGAGCUGCUCACGAGCUAGCUCGUUUGGCUCUUUUUGUUUCCGAUGUAAUGAUCUGA